UGAUGAAGCAGCAGUUCCGCCAGGCCUCCGGCAUUCCUGGCAUUGUGGGCUGCAUCGAUGGGACUCAUGUCCAGAUCCAGGCACCAUCUGAGCACGAGUAUCUGUAUGUCAACCGCAAGGGAUAUCAUUCAAUCAAUGUACAGGUUGCUUGUGACGCCCGUUAUUACAUCUUCAAUUUGGUGGCAAGAUGGCCUGGAUACACCCACGACGCUCGCAUCCUGCGGGAGAGUGCAUUGUAUCAGGAGUUUGAGGCUGAACGGGUGACGGGGCUGCUGCUGGGUGACAGUGGCUACCCACUGACACGCUGGCUGAUGACACCAAUGGUCGCACCGAGGACUCAGCAAGAGCGCCGGUAUAACACCAUCCACGCCGCCACUAGAUCAGUUGUUGAGCGAUGUAUUAGAGUCCUCAAGCGCAGGUUUCACUGCCUUCACGGGGAGAUGCGCAUGCAACCAGAGAGAGUCUGCUCUGUGGUCGCAGCAUGCACGGUCCUCCAUAACAUCUGUAUCACCAAGAGGAUCCCUCUCCCCAGGCAACACCAUCAGCCAGUGCAGGAGGAAGAAGAGCACCCUGCAGUCCCUGUAGUGUGGGAUGACAUCGGUGGACGUCUAGUCUGUGCACACCUAAUUAACACCUUAAGUUCUCACAGAUCUCUUAUUGUUUAAAAAAAUGUUAAUCAGCUCCUUGUCAAACUAUUUCCAAUGUAUUGUUUCAGUUCAAAAUAAUUCCUGGCUAAAUGCCUGCUCAUUGUAAAGAAAACAAAUGA
This is a messenger RNA of Epinephelus moara (kelp grouper), 766 nucleotides long. Its product is annotated as putative nuclease HARBI1. The coding region runs from base 3 to 665 and encodes 220 amino acids. The record is from RefSeq and is a predicted model, not a curated record. Lineage: Eukaryota; Metazoa; Chordata; Actinopteri; Perciformes; Serranidae. The transcript has 2 exons.